Messenger RNA from Symbiodinium natans, 3642 nucleotides. NCBI's taxonomy places the organism in Eukaryota, Dinophyceae, Suessiales, Symbiodiniaceae. The record is from the annotation of a GenBank genome assembly.
AUGUUUCUGGUUGCCUGGCUGACACAUUGCAGUGACUGUGAGGACUGGAUCAGACAACACAAUGAAGAUCCUGGUCGAACCCGGCUGAAAUCUAAGGAGGACGUUCUUGCUUGCCACAAAGAGCUUGCAGUAGAGAAGAAGACCGGAGGCAAGCUGACAGCGCCUAAGAAGCAGUUCAUCCUCAGCACCCAUUGGAACGAAAGCAAACAUGGCAAAUGGGAUGCCUCGAAGGAAACUGAAAUAGAGAUCAGGGGCGUGAAACAAAAGGGAUGUUGGCGAAGUGUGGGCGAAGAAGGAGUUUUCGAUUUCGAGGAGUUUGAGCAGACCGAUGUUUCAGAGCGAAUCAUAGAGCACGAUGCGAACGAUGUGGGGCCUUUGGCCGACGUAGCUUUCGCACUAAAAAAAGAAGCCGUGCAGCAAGCCAUGCAGUCCCAAAGCCAAGCAAGAGACAAAGUGGCCAUCAAGGGCCCUGACAUGAGUAUGGAAAGCCUCAUGGAAAUUGUCAACCUUGGGAUGUCAGCCUCGUCCUCCUCAAAGGACAGGCCUAAGGCCCGGUCUUGCGGCUCCAGCCAGAGUUCCGGAGACGGCGGCUCAGACUCAGAAAGUCAGAGUGCUGCAGACGAACCAGAGGAAGGCAUGGCUUCCAUGGCUUUGCUGGGGUCUGCGACCAAGAAGUCAGGGCAAAGCAAGGCAACAGCAAAGCCAAAGGUGAAGGCUGAAGCGGCUGAAGGCUUGAAGCUGGAUCCGAGGUUGAACUUGGACGUCUUGGACCUUGGAGGCGGUUCGGACGGUUUAGGGACAUUGCAGCUGGAUGGCAGGGCCAGUCGGACAUUGACUCGCUUGCAGACAGCCAUCUCCACUUUCGAAGUCAACAUGAAAGCGCUUGAUCUUCAGGAUCAGCCGGUGUCUGCACAAUUGUCGCUCAAAGACUACAAGGCCAUGUGCCAGAAGCGCGUCAGCUCGCUGACUGGGUGGAUGAAGCCGGCUAAGGAUGAUAUCAAAAAAGUAGAGAGAAGCACGAACAAAAACUGUUUUGCCGACCAGCUUCGCUCUCUUGAGGAGCUUGUCGGCAUUGCCGGUGUUCUUGUCAAGUUGUUGACUUUGAUGCCUGCGCAAAAGCCUGACCCUGAAGAGUUCCUGCGGUUGCUUGAAGAGUUCGAUAAAUUGAACGAAAGCAGCGGCUUGAAGUUGGGCCUAGGGCCAGGUUUUGUCUUGAAGAGCCUCAUGGCUCGCGCGAAUGAGUCGUGCUUACACAACGACUUCAGUCGUUUCACAGGUUUCUUCAAAACAAGUUCAGCAGACGUCGUCGCUCUCAAUAAGCUCAUGAAAGCAGAGGAUGUGCAAGCCCAUGUGGUGGUUGAGAUAGAGAACCGAUUGCUUUCAGCAAUGCGCGCAAUCACGCCAGCAGAGCUGGAGCUCAAGUCUUCAGGCAAGGCUACCCCAGAGGAUGCGCCCAACAUGCAUGAGGCUUGCAGCCUGGCUUCAGCCCUUGUUGAAUCAGCCCAGGGGCCGGACUUUCUGGCUAAAGAUGUUGCUGCAAGCGCCAGGGUUGUUUAUGCCAUGCUGGACCAGCAGGACAUCGCAAGCUUGAGAGAGAGCGUGCAAAACAUCCAAAGCUACUCUGGGAAGAAGCCCCAAGAAGGUCAAGAACGUGCUGAGGAACUGAACGCAGUCGUCCGUUUUUUCUUGCAGCACGACGUUGGCAAAUCAGUUAUGGGCAUGGCUGUGCAGCGGCUAGAGCAUGGAGAGGCAGAGGCAGAGUUCCAAGAGAUUUGCGCUCAUUUGGAAAACCUGAUUGGUUGUGCUGAAGUCCAAGCAAAGGAGUUUGCAGAGCAGAACAGCAGUAAGGGCAUUGCAGAGGUCAAGCAGUUGGUGGGCCCGGCUUUAAGCAAGCUGGACGAGUUGAAAGCUUGUCGUUUCGGGAAAUCCAAAGCUGCAAAGAAGGAGGGCGGUGCUGCUGGCACAAUUGCUGAGUUGCAGAAGAGAUUGAGCGAGGCAGCCAGCCAGCUAGUCACUGUCGAGUUGACCUUCACCCUGCUCGAGCAUUUGCAAGAGGGAUUCAAGAGCCUGGGCAAUAACUGCAAGGUCCAAGUCCCCGAUGCUGAGAAUGCAGACGACCAGGGCAUCAUCAACUUGGACCAGUUCAUUGCUGGUUUGUCUGCAGCAUCAUUUGUGGAGGACAAGCUGUGGGACUCCAUGCCAAGCGUUCUGGCUUGUGUCCAAGAGUUCAAAGACCUCACUGACAAGCUUUGCAAGCUUGUGAGAUGGGCUUUUCUGAAGCAGGAAGCUUUCAGGCAAAUGCGUCAGGAGCAGACAUCAACGUCAGCAGACGAUCUUUGCAAGUGGGCAGAUGCCCUUCGCGCGUCGCACUUGUUUGGGAUGAAGGAUCCGAAACUUGUCAGCGACAUACAGAAAUUGCUCUUAGAGCCAGUCGACGCAGAGCUUGCAAAGCUUCAGUCAGCAGGCUUGGACGCUGUUGCUCCAAUUGCUGAGCAGUUUGCGCAAAACGCUUUAGGCAAUGGGCUGUCCAAAGGCGUGUUUGAGGAGAUGAUGGUCAAGUUGCCACAGAAGCACCGGCUUCGCAGUCUGGUGCAGGCCUUUGGCCAGGCGCGAACCAUCAAGGGCAGUAAGGUGGCAAUGAUCCCAGGCAGCACAAAGGAGAAGGAGGAGGUGACAUCUCUGAGCAAAGCCAUGUGCCAGCUCCAUGUGGAGCUAAAAGCAGCCAUGGAGAAGCCCGAUUGGGAAUCAGACCUUGCGCGUGCGCAGUUGAACACAGCAGCAAUGCUGGAGCAUUUACAAACAAAGGUGGACAUGAUGAGAAGGCGAAUGGUCGCCACAGCCAGGAAGAGCAGCCUGGAAGCUUGGAAGCUGCAUGAGGAAUUACAAGUUCCUUUGCAGCAGCUUUCGACUCCAAAGCCCAAAGAAGAAGAUGCGUACAUGAAGGUGGUGGUGGGCCACACGUUGAAACUUUCCAAGGACUCAACCCAGCUUGCCGACACGAUCGACAGAGUGCAGUGCGUCAAGGAGAACCUAGACGUUCUCAGCAGCAUCGUCUUCGACCCUGAUUCGGUGAGUUCUGAGAAAGCUGUCAUGAAUUUCAAGGAUGCAGGGGACACCUUGGAGAAUUUUCUCCAGACAUGCAAUGAAACAGAAGCGGUGGCAAAGACGCACGUGUCUGUUUGCGCUGCUCUGGUUCUGCUUCGCAGCCAGAAACUUGGCUCUGAGACAAAGGAAGGCCAGGACAUGGCGACCAAGCUUGCAGAUGUGUGUGGUGCGCUUGGCAAGCACCUUGAACACUUGAAGUCUUACACGCCUUCACCUGCAGAGGCAAAGAAAGCGCAAUUUUACCAAGUUCGGGUCUUUGGUGAAGUUGUGCAUGCGGAAGCCAAGUCGUGGCUUGAGACUCAGGGGCAUGCAGAAGACACGAAGAAACGCAAGCAUGAAGAGCUUGCCGAUGAAGCAGGGGGCUCAAAGGCAGCAAGAUCUUCAGGAAAGCAGCAGAAAGGUGAUGCCUCGAGCAAAAGCACAAGCAAGGCAGGCAAGGACAAGGAUGACAAGAGUGAGAAGAAGCAAAAAGAGCAAAAGGAGAAUGCCGGGAAGAAGAAGGAAAAGAGUCUGGCAAAGGCAAAGAACGCCAGGUAG